AUGGACAUGAAUUUGUCAGCGCGUUGUGCUUUUGGUUCUUUUCUGUUGGCAUUUGUAGAUUUGAAAAUAGUCUCUGCUACAGACAAGCCUGGAGUGUGCCCUCGAUGGGGCAUAGGGAUAUGUGUAGAGUCAUGUUCCAAUGACAGUGACUGCCCCAAUGAUGAAAAAUGCUGCUUCAAUGGAUGUGGUCAUGUCUGCAUUGCACCUUACACAGACAAGCCUGGAGUGUGCCCUCGUAGACGAUGGGGCAUGGGGAUGUGUGCAGAGUUAUGUUCCAAUGACAGUGACUGCCCCAAUGAUGAAAAAUGCUGCCACAAUGGAUGUGGGCAUGUCUGCAUUGCACCUUACACAGACAAGCCUGGAGUGUGCCCUCGUAGACGAUGGGGCAUGGGGAUAUGUGCAGAGUUAUGUUCCAAUGACAGUGACUGCCCCAAUGAUGAAAAAUGCUGCCACAAUGGAUGUGGGCAUGACUGCUUUGCACCUACACAGUCAUCUAAGGUUAAUACAUAUUAUGGUCUCCUCUUCUAUGAAAUUGAUUUGGACUGCAUUUGCUGUAACAGUCUUGAAGUCAGCAUGGACAUGAAUUUGUCAGCGCGUUGUGCUUUGGUUCUUUUUCUGUUGGCAUUUGUAGAUUUGAAAAUAGUCUCUGCUACAGUUGGGUUCCCUGACAUCUGCUCAAAUUGUGUUACCAAAGACAAGCCUGGAGUGUGCCCUCGAUGGGGCAUAGGGAUAUGUGUAGAGUCAUGUUCCAAUGACAGUGACUGCCCCAAUGAUGAAAAAUGCUGCUUCAAUGGAUGUGGUCAUGUCUGCAUUGCACCUUACACAGACAAGCCUGGAGUGUGCCCUCGUAGACGAUGGGGCAUGGGGAUGUGUGCAGAGUUAUGUUCCAAUGACAGUGACUGCCCCAAUGAUGAAAAAUGCUGCCACAAUGGAUGUGGGCAUGUCUGCAUUGCACCUUACACAGACAAGCCUGGAGUGUGCCCUCGUAGACGAUGGGGCAUGGGGAUAUGUGCAGAGUUAUGUUCCAAUGACAGUGACUGCCCCAAUGAUGAAAAAUGCUGCCACAAUGGAUGUGGGCAUGACUGCUUUGCACCUACACAGGAACGAUGCACAACGUUUUUUCAUAAUGAACGCGGCCCAGGUCUCUCUUCGAUGACAUUUAUUUGGACUUUUUGCUCCAACAAGUAUAGUCUUGAAGUCAGCAUGGAAAUGAAUUCGUCAGCGCUUUGUGCUUUGGUUAUUGUCCUGUUAGCAUUUGAUUUGAAAAUAAUCUCUGCUGCAGAAACUGGAGGCAAUUCUACAGUGCCAAUCCUCCCAAAGGCAGGUCAGUGCCCGCGGCUUCUGAACGUGGUGCCAUCACACAAGGGAUGCUUUUGCGAUGAGGACUGUCCUGGAGAUGACAAAUGCUGCGUAUUUGACUGCGGCGCAGUGUGUGUCCCACCUGCCUUCACAAAGCCUGGAGUGUGCCCUCGCAGACGAUGGGGCUCAGGGAUGUGUGCCGAGUUCUGUUCCAAUGACAGUAACUGCCCCAAUGAUGAAAAAUGCUGCCACAAUGGAUGUGGGCAUGAGUGCAUUGCACCUUACACAGUGAAACCUGGUCGCUGUGCCCUGCCUAAGGGGACCCCCAUGUGUGCUGAGUACUGUUACCAUGACGGCCAGUGCCCCGAGGAACAGAAGUGUUGCCGGACAACUUGCGGCCACGCCUGCAGUGAGCCAUGCUCAUAGGACAGCAAGGUUUGGGUCUGGAGAGGAGUCACAACACUCAUAGACUCCUCACAUCAUUUCAAUAAAAAAAGAAGAGUUCUCUUUCUUCAAGAAGAGGAAUGCUUGUUGUUUUUUUGGGGGGGUUGGGUGUACUUGUUUGUAUUCCGAUCAAUAAAGCGAUCUGUGCAGCCUUUAUAUACAUUCCAGUACAUGUAUUACCUUGUUGGUGGAAAUUUAGUUUCCAGGGUGCCUUUUUAUGCCGGCGCUGAGCUACAACGACAAAUGAUGGAACACACCAAGAAUGGAAAUUGCUCAAGUAUGUACACGUCUGUCUGUCCACCAGAUUCAGUGCUUAUUCUUCUAUUUGGUCAGUGAUUUGUCUGGAGUGCUCAGGUUUCUAGUGUUACUACACCUCCCCCAACUCUGCACAAAGUUUCUGUGUUCCCUGCCAAUGUAUACCCACUUCCCUGUCUAAAUGGACUGAGUUUAGCAGAGCUAUUAAACCGGACAUGACCCUCAUUAGCCCUGUUUAUACCUGGUUCUAACAUGCAUCCUUUGUCCUGAUCCUGCCCACCGCCUGAGGUAGUCAGGCACGCUUUUGUAGACGGAUCUGGACAGUGAAACCAUUCAAAUCAUCAUUAUCCUGCCCUCUAUCAUUUACAGGCGACACAAUAGACUUGUGGCAUCAAUAUGUACAUUUAAAUAAACAUUGUUUUGAAAGAA
Molecule: messenger RNA, 2427 nt
Organism: Salmo salar (Atlantic salmon)
Lineage: Eukaryota; Metazoa; Chordata; Actinopteri; Salmoniformes; Salmonidae
Source: RefSeq, a predicted model, not a curated record